This is a messenger RNA of Clarias gariepinus (North African catfish), 572 nucleotides long. Its product is annotated as epidermal differentiation-specific protein-like. The record is from RefSeq and is a predicted model, not a curated record. The coding region runs from base 53 to 430 and encodes 125 amino acids. Lineage: Eukaryota; Metazoa; Chordata; Actinopteri; Siluriformes; Clariidae. The transcript has a single exon. Gene Ontology annotation, cellular component: extracellular region.
CUCCCUCACUGGUGUGAAUUAUGGAUCAGAGAAACAAACCUUCACCACUGAGAUGACUCGAGAGUAUUCAGGAUCCGUCACUGAGAGCUUCAACUUUAGCAAUUCCACACAGAUUAGUGUGGGAACCAAAUUUGAAGUUACACUGUUUGGUGCCAAAACAGAGAACACCAUAAAUAUCAGUAACACCUUUACCGUGGAGAAGGGUCACAGCGAAACCAAAACCACAACUAACAGUGUUAAAGUCUCCUUGCCGGCCAGCAUUCCUCCUCACACCAAGCUCACGGUGAACAUGGUGAGGAAGCAGGUGUCUGUUACGGUUCCAGUCAAGCUGACCAUCACCACCGGCUUUACCACUAAGGUUGAGUAUGGAGAGUACAGGUGUGAGGAUGGGAAUUCUAUUCACGCUGAAUACAAGGAGGAGAAGAUCUAGUACAGCUAUGUGAGGAACAAAACACAGAGAAGAGUUAAUGUUGCAAAUAUUCUAAAAUAAUAGACAGCUUUUAAGCAAUUAGAAUUGAGAAAUUAGAGGUGGUGUAGUAUUAAAUAACUUUUAGAUAGCCACCUUCCAUGUU